This is a messenger RNA of Pestalotiopsis fici W106-1, 414 nucleotides long. RefSeq lists its product as uncharacterized. The coding region runs from base 1 to 414 and encodes 137 amino acids. The record is from RefSeq and is a predicted model, not a curated record. The transcript has a single exon. Gene Ontology annotation, molecular function: flavin adenine dinucleotide binding; oxidoreductase activity, acting on the CH-CH group of donors. NCBI's taxonomy places the organism in Eukaryota, Fungi, Ascomycota, Sordariomycetes, Amphisphaeriales, Sporocadaceae.
AUGUCCCCCGAACCUACAACGGCAUUGAAAGGCCCUGCCUUUGAACGCAUUCCUCCAUGGGUGCAGCAAAAGCUCUCUCCGCUUGCCAUUGACAAGAUCCAAGCUGUCCAUGAAUGGGUUGAGCACGAGUGCAUCCCCAGGGAGCCCAUCUAUAGAGCACAGCUCGAGGGCAAGCGAUGGAAUACGCCACCCAUUAUACACGAGCUCCGGCAAAAGGCCAAGGAGCGAGGAUUGUUCAAUCUGUUCCUCCCCAAACAUUUCAAAGAAAGUCCUGGUUUGACGAAUCUGGAAUACUCUUGCUGCGCAGAAAUCAUGGGCAGAUGUUAUUGGGCCGCUCAGGCAAGUAUAUCCAUUCCUACAACAACAACAACAACAACAACAACAAACACAAACACUCCUCUAUCGUAUCAAUAA